Molecule: messenger RNA, 1587 nt
Organism: Sphaerulina musiva SO2202
Lineage: Eukaryota; Fungi; Ascomycota; Dothideomycetes; Mycosphaerellales; Mycosphaerellaceae
Product: DAO-domain-containing protein
Exons: 3
Coding region: 1-1587 (528 amino acids)
Cellular component (GO): cytoplasm
Molecular function (GO): oxidoreductase activity
Source: RefSeq, a predicted model, not a curated record
AUGUCAAACAUACCGCCCAAAGUCAUUUCUCAUCUUAUCCAAGAAGCAAACCAAGAUCCCCAACUCCCCCGUGAAAAUCCCACAGAAGCCUUUUGGCAACUUCCCCCAUCGCCACUUUCCACUCACCAAUCCCCAGCACUCCCUGCUCAAACUACCUAUGCCAUCAUCGGCUCAGGCGUAACCGGCUGCAGCGUAGCGAAAACCCUCCUGGAAAACCUCCCAUCAGACUCUCAAGCCACCGUCACAGUCCUCGAAGCGCGGUCCCUUUCAAGCGGAGCAACAGGGAGAAAUGGCGGACAUUUGGUUUCGCCCCUGCCUGAGGAGUUUACGAGUUUCGAGAAAUAUCUGGGUAAAGAAGAGACUACCAAGGUGGCGAGGUUUGCAAAUCGAACGCUCGAAUCCAUGUAUGCUUUGGCGGAGGAGGACGAGGAGUUGAGUAGAGUUUCUGAGGCGAGGAGGGUCAAAUCUGUGUGCGCGAUAUACGACCAGGAGUUAUUCGAGGAGACGAAAAAAUCUGUGCUACGGUAUGAGGAGUGUUUGCCGGAGCAGAAAGGUGAUAAUGAGUUUUUUGGGCCGGAUGAGGCGAGGGAUAAGUGGAACAUGAAAGAUGCUGUGGGCGUAAUAACCAACAGCGCCGGCGCCUUCUGGCCCUACAGACUCAUCACAGGCCUCUUCUCGCGCCUCUUAUCCAGAUACCCAACACGCUUCUUCCUCGAAACCCAAACUCCAGUCACCAGCAUCUCUCCGACUGCCUCGUCCAACCCAGAAUACCCCUACACCCUCCACACCCCUCGCGGUCCCCUCCUCGCCACCAACAUCAUCCACUGCACAAACGGCUACACCUCGCACCUCCUCCCCUCCCUCCGCGGCAAAAUCUGGCCUUUGCGAGGUACCAUGUCCGUCCAAACCCCUGCUCCCUCUUUUCCCAAAGAUAUCAACAACCCCAACAAAACCACCUCUUUCCUCAAAUCCUGGAGCACCCUCACCAAAUCCCACUACGACGCCUCCACAGGCCAGUUCGAAUACGGUUUGUAUUACGUGACGCAAAACGCCCACUCGGGAGAUUUGUUCGUCGGAGGGGAAAGGCAAUUGUUGGAAAACGAAUUGUUGACGUCGGAUGAUACGCAGACGAGUGCGAUUUCGGAGGCGACUUUGCGGAGUGUGUUGGGGAGAAUUUAUGAAAAGGGUGGUGGUGGUGGGGAACAGGAACAAGAACAAGAACAGGUGGUGGUGAAGAGUCUCUGGAGUGGCAUCAUGGGCUUCACGCCGGAUCAUGUUCCGUGGGUAGGGAAAUUACCGGAGUCUGUGGCGUCGCAUCAUGGGCAUUAUUUGAGAGAAUACAUCGCAGCAGGAUUCAACGGAUACGGUAUGCCGCUCUGUUGGGGUUGUGGAGAGGCCGUGGCGAAAAUGUUAUUAGGCCAACAAGAUGAAAUUUCAGAAUGGUUUCCUGGGAGUUUUAUGAUUACGGAGCAGAGAUUGGCGAGUCCGUGGACGAGUACUGAGGCGGGAAUUUAUAACAUGUUGGUUCAGGAACCGCCUUUGUCUGUGCGUGAGAGGCUUGCAAGCUGCCGUGAAGAGUUGAGUUGA